Molecule: messenger RNA, 2094 nt
Organism: Peronospora farinosa
Lineage: Eukaryota; Oomycota; Peronosporomycetes; Peronosporales; Peronosporaceae
Source: the annotation of a GenBank genome assembly
AUGGUGCACACUCCUAUGGGCAACGUAACCGACCAGGCGUUUCCUCCUCGUCCUAGUGAUGCAUCCUCAUGCUCUUUUCAUGUUCCUCAAUCUGGUACUACAUGUACGACUAAACCACAGAAAUACAUGGUACUGGAAAGCACGACCACGAACUACCCAUUACGUGAACACUGGGACGAGAGUGUUGGUCACGGUGGGCGUCGGCUUCUUCGCACGUUCCAGCAACAUGCUUUGCAUUGUUUUUGCAACCAUAUGUCGCUGUGGGAACGUACACAGAAAGUCCAGCGUGAAGUCAAAGAUUCAAGUGUCUUUUAUUGGCAGCAUUUGCUCAUUUUUCAACGGGAGAUUCUAUGUGGUGUAGCUGCUAUGCUCUUGAUGAUGCCAGAGACCGUAGCAUUUAGUUAUGCCGCCAAUUUAGAUCCAUUGAAUGGAUUAUAUGCUACAGGUUUUCUUGGGAUUGCGAUAAGUCUAUUUGGUGGUGUUCCAGCUACGGUAGCAGGUGCUGCAGGAGCUGUAGCUAUGGUCAUGCCUCCUAUUACCAGUGGUACAGGAUCUUUAUCGUACUUGACGUACGAAAAACGAUUGCAGCAUUUAUUUGUUGCUGUGACCAUUGCGGGAAUACUGGAGCUUUUCUUUGGAAUCUUGGGCCUUUCCAAACUCUUUUCGAUGAUCCCUCGGACAGCACACAUUGGAUUCUUAAAUGGCUUGGCUCUUAUGAUGUUUAUUUCACAAAAGACAACUCUUGAAGAAUGUAAGAAUGAUACGAUGCGUUUUGGAGAGUGUGAGAUUGCAGGUGAGCUCAAAUGGAUGAGCGUGUCUUCUCCGACAACGUGGGUCACGGUUGGACUCAUUCUUAUGACCAUGGCCAUCAUGCAUUAUUUUCCCAAGACGCCGUUUAUAGGCCAUUUGAUCCCGCCAACGCUUGUGGCAACAGUGAUUGGUGUAGGAUUCGAGUUUGUCAUUAAUCGUCCAUUACUUGGAUAUGAUGUACGUACGAUCGGGGACACAUCUCCAUUGAACGGCGGUCUGCCGACUUUUGGUGUUCCCAAAUUUGGAGAUGUCCAGGACUGGGGAGUUGUGCUUUCCACAGCGGCGAGUUUUAUGGCAGUCGGACUUUUUGAGUCACUCAUGACACUACAAUCUGUUGUCGAUCUGAAAAAGGAGCAGUUGUCACAGAAAGCCACAAGCAAGGAGUGUAUUGCGCAGGGCAUUGGCAACAUUUUGUGUGGUUUCUUUUCCGGUAUGGGAGGCUGUUCCAUGAUUGCACAGUCUAAUGGAAACGUGCUGAAUGGUGCUCUUUACCGUCUGUCGUCUUUUACGGGUGGUAUGUGCACGUUUCUCGUCGUGUUUUUCGCCAGCUCGGUGAUUGAGCAAGUGCCAGUGGCAUGUCUUACGGGAAUUCUUUUCGUGAUUGUCAUCCACACAUUCUGCUGGCCGUCAUUAAAACUCAUCUUUCGCGUCAAGAUCGAAGAUGCCAUUGCAAUCAUCCUCGUGACCGUGCUUGCUGCGGCGAUGAACCUUGCCAUCGCCGUCAUCAUUGGUGUUAUCUGGCAGUGUCUGGUUAAUGGAUGGCAGAGUGGUCGCAAACUCACAUUUCGCACGGGUAUGGAAGUUGUGCCAGUGGUCAACGCACAUGCCGACCACGAUUUGGCUAUGCUUCCCGAGGAGGCCAAGAUAUACUUCCUACAAGGCCAGCUUCUCUUUUCAUCCGUGGCUUUUUUCCGCGAGUUCUUCGACGUUCUCCACGACCCGAAUGUCGUUAUCUUGGACAUGCGCGACUGUGUUUUUGUCGAUUUCUCGGCUGUUGCAGCCUUCCGUGAAGCUGCAGAACGCUACCGUGAUGCAGGAAAGACGCUUGUGGCUCGUAACGUCGAUUCGCAGUCGCUGAAUAUGUUGAACCAUGAUUUUGGUUGGGAUUCGGUUACACACAUUCAAAUCGCGACACCAGAUAGUGUCAAUAAUACUCCCGAUGAACUCGUCAAGAGCACAAUUGACAAAGAGCGCCCGCUUCGUCACUCUCAGGGACCGCUCCACCAAUUGCACGUCCCGUCACCGAACGAAAUGACGACAUCAUACCACCCCGCUGGACCAUAA